GUCGAUUCUACUGUACACACAUCGCACACGCUGACAGCCAUGUGGCACUGAACUUACCUACCUAUGUUGUCUUUCACAUUCAGCAACGUCAAUUCCAUACGAUACCACUUGCAGCAUGUCGGCGCCAACGCGCCUGGUGCAGCGGCGGCUGUGCAGUGCGCGCAUACAUGGAGCUUGCAGAGGUAGCAGCCGAAGCGGAGCACAACAACAUCAACGAGGACGACGAGCGUAUGCCACUGAGGAAAAGGACCCCAAUGGACGAGAGUCAUUCAAAGGCCAGCUCUACCAGAGCACACAUGAGCGAGUGGUGCGGGAAAAGCAGGAUCAGGCAAGAUUUGCAGCACAGCGAGAACAGGAAAAGGCAGCGAAUAGCAGCGGUAUAUGGUUCAUCCCCAUCGUGCUCGCAGUAGGUGCUUUGGGUGGGUGGUUGAUGGGCAAGCAGAGUCCUGCAAAGCCUGCGCCGAACUCCACACUGCCACUUGCACUCGCGACACCGCCAAAUCACGACGUAUCUCCUGCGACGCUACAGGCUGCGUGGAGCGACUUCAAGGACAUUGUGGGUGAGGAGAACAUAUCGACGGAGCAGUCAGAUCUGAAAUCGCACGCGGGAAGCGAAUGGAGCACACAUCAUGCCUUGGACGACGAUGUGCCCUUUGCAAUCGUCAGGCCUGCAAGCACCGAGGAAGUCUCGGCCAUCAUGAAGGUCUGCCACAAGCGUAGGAUACCUGUGACGGGAUACAGUGGAGGCACUUCUCUCGAAGGACACUUUGCUGCUACUCGUGGAGGCAUAUGCGUGGAUUUCAGCCGGAUGGACAAGAUCCUGGUUCUCCACAAGGAAGAUCUGGACGUCGUUGUGCAGCCAGCCGUCGGCUGGGAGACUCUCAACGAGGAGCUUGGUGAACAGGGUCUGUUCUUUCCUCCCGAUCCAGGUCCAGGUGCCAUGAUCGGUGGCAUGGUCGGCACUGGAUGCUCUGGCACAAAUGCAUAUCGAUAUGGCACUAUGAAGGACUGGGUACUCUCACUGACCGUCGUCAUGGCGGACGGCACCAUCAUCAAAACGAAGCAAAGACCACGGAAGAGCAGCGCGGGCUACGACUUGACACGCAUGUUCAUUGGCUCGGAAGGCACUCUUGGUCUGGUUACAGAAGCUGUACUCAAGGUGACGCCGAAGCCCCAGAGCACUAAUGUAGCAGUGUGCACCUUCCCAUCCAUUCGCAGUGCCGCAGACUGUGUGUUUCGCGUUGUCGGCGCAGGUGUUCCCAUUGCUGCCAUAGAGAUUCUGGAUGAUGUACAAAUGCGGUGCAUCAACCAGGCUGGACAGACUUCACGACCAUGGAAAGAAGUGCCAACGCUUUUCUUCAAAUUCGCGGGUACGCCGACAAGUGUCAAAGAGCACAUCUCCAUUGUCAAGGACCUCGCAAAGAAAUCUGGUAGCAAGACGUUUGAGUUUGCAAAGUCCCCAGAAGAACAAGCAGAGCUAUGGUCCGCCCGCAAAGAAGCUCUGUGGAGUGUGAUGGCACAGAAGAAGAACAAUGGCGACCAUGUGUGGACGACGGAUGUAGCGGUACCCAUAUCACGACUACCACAGAUCAUUGAAGAAACCAAAGACGAUAUUUCGAAAUCUGGCCUAAUCGGCUCGAUUGUCGGCCAUGUGGGAGACGGCAACUUCCAUGCGAUCAUUCUAUACAAUGACAAAGAGCAUGAGAUAGCCGAUCGAGUGGUGCACAAGAUGGUCAAACGUGCCAUUGAGAUGGAGGGCACGGCAACCGGCGAGCAUGGCGUUGGACUGGUCAAGAGAGACUACCUGAAUCACGAAAUUGGCGAGCCCGCCGUGGACCUCAUGCGAAAGAUGAAGCAAUCAUUCGACCCCUUGUGCUUACUCAACUGCGACAAGAUUGUUCGCAUCCAGCAACCGAAGCCAGGUGAGGUUGCAGAGUGGUAGAUUACCUAGGUCGAUUGGGUACUUGUGCGCUCCAACUUGGAGCUUGAUCACCAUACAGCACAGAAAAGUAUAUAUAAUAUACUACUACUACUACUACAUGUAUGCAUGUAAUUAAAGGCAAUGCUUCAUUCAGG
Sphaerulina musiva SO2202 is the source of this 2076-nucleotide messenger RNA. Its product is annotated as FAD-binding domain-containing protein. Gene Ontology annotation, molecular function: D-lactate dehydrogenase (NAD+) activity; FAD binding; D-lactate dehydrogenase (cytochrome) activity. The record is from RefSeq and is a predicted model, not a curated record. Gene Ontology annotation, cellular component: mitochondrion. The transcript has 2 exons. Gene Ontology annotation, biological process: lactate catabolic process. NCBI's taxonomy places the organism in Eukaryota, Fungi, Ascomycota, Dothideomycetes, Mycosphaerellales, Mycosphaerellaceae. The coding region runs from base 116 to 1942 and encodes 608 amino acids.